AUGCCUUAUUCAUAUGAGUCUCGGAAUGUGUGCCAGCCAGACGGUGGGUCGCGAGCUGAGAUCAAUUGCACUGUGCUGUCAGGCGGAUCAGCCACUAGCGAAAACUACGAGAGUGGCCAACAGACGCAACAACCCCUAUCACAGAAUUGUGGCAAUUAUGCUGAAGUUGAUGAGAAAGGUAUACAAGAGCUGGCAAAUUCAAUUAUCAUCCAGCCUUUCGGUUUAGACCCGACCUCUACUGUACCUUCCGUCUCUGCAACGGAGCAGCUCAUGCCGCGAGAAUAUAACAUCGACCAACUACUCAAGCAGUAUGUCGGCGAGUUGGGCCUCUGGCAGUGGAUUAUCGUUCUGCUCAGUGUGAUCAGCACAUCGCCAUCGUCAACCCUGCCUGUUUACCUGCAUGUCAGCCACCAACACCGCUGUCGAGCUCCAGGCCAUUUGGAGGGUUAUCUGACCGGUUUGUCGAACCUCUCAUUUGAUCAGGCUGCCCGUUUUGUGGGUCCUUGGCCCGAUGAUAACAUCUCGACAGAGGAGAAAGCCAAUCUUGGCAAUGGAAUUAGACGUCAGUUUGGCUGCCUACGCUAUAGGCUACCGACAGACUGGCUGACGAAAAAUUGGACCCAGACCUCAGAAACUGCUCGAACGUCUGGCGACUUAUCCUCUGAUCGGCUUAUUGCCUCAUUGACUCGACUGGAUAAAUCUAAUCUCGAUCUCGAAUCCUGUUUGGACUCGUAUGUCUAUCAAGCAUCGGUAUACCAGUAUCCGGGGCCUGUUGAUGUUGAGUUUAACCUGGUCUGUGAAAACCGAUGGCUUUCUGCAAUGGGUACCUCGGCUUUCAUGUUAGGAAUGAUGCUCGGUUUCAUUUUUGGCGGAUGGCUGGGCGACUUACACGGCCGCCGGCCAACUGUGCUUGCGUUCUCUGUGGUCGAGGUGCUCGCCGGGUUGUCUGUAUCUCUGGCGCCGAAUUUCGCCUCGUACGCAGUGCUUCGUUGUCUCGUGGGCAUAGCGUUUACCGCGAAGGUCACCUGUCUUUCAGUUCUCUCUAUGGAGCUAACUCUUGCUCAUAAUCGCUCUUUUAUAUCGUCGAUCCGUACCAUCUUCAUGAACUUUACCCUUCCCUCCUUGCUUGUUCUAGCCGCCUAUUUGCUGCCAGAUUGGCGCAGCCUCAACUCAGUUGCUAUGUUGCCAUCCAUACUUGCCGUCUUCUACAUUACUGGGCUGCCAGAGUCACCGCGUUGGCUGCUCUCACAAGGCCGGCGACUGGAAGCCCUCUGCCUACUUCGGCACGGCUACCAAGUCAACCACCACCAUUCCGUUUGUUUGAAUAACGCCAAAAAGACUAACAAUUGCCGAAUGUGCAUUUUCAGAGUCAAGAAAACAAGUAUGAAAGACAAGAAAGAUGAAGAUGAAAUAUGUGGGCUAGCCACGGUCACUCGGUUCGGUUGGCCCGACAUCGAGACACAGACCUUCACUACCGAUAAUCUUAACAUAGACGGCUCUAAACAGGCACAUAAUUCAUCAGGAUCUCCUACGGACUUCGAUCCAGCCUUUAACCCAUUCGACGGAAUGAUAAAAGCCGAGAAAGCCUAUCUUGAGCAGGAACGUGUUCGACAGGAUUCAUCUCAAUCCGACCGGCAGGCCUCAGCGAGAGUCGGCUGCCUGCAUAGUUUGUUUAUGCCUUUCUCUACAUGGCAACUGGCUCGUAUCACUAUCUUCUCUCUCAUCCUCUUCACCGGUUAUGUUACAUGCAUGUUCGGUCUCUUCUAUUACGCUAGUUUCAUCCGUGGUCACAUAUAUAUAGUCACUCUGCUAAAUACCGCAUCCUGCCUGCCAGCUCUUUUGAUUUCAGGUGGGCUUUACCGUCUGUUCCGGAAUCGUCGCUGGCCGCUGAUCGGCGUCUCUCUGUUGGCUGCUUUUGUUAUGCUCACAGGCGGCCUGCACACUUUGUUGGCACGACCGACCUCUGAUACGCUACUUAUCAUCUGCAGCAACCUUGCUCUUGUCUUUCUCGUCGCCGGUGUCAACAUGAUUUAUAUCUAUGUCCAGGAGCUCUUUCCCAGUCAGAUGCGCACUCAGGGUUUGGGCACUGCCUCGGGUCUAGGUCGUGUAGGCACUGUGAUCUGCACUUUCAUUAAUCAACUGGAAGACAUUAAUGGCGCCCACGGCUCACCUUUGGUGGUUUAUGCUGGAGUAAUCUUACUGUUCGGAUUUGGUGUCCUCGUUCUAAUGCCCAAUACUACGGGGGAGAAUUUGCCAGAUGUAAUCGGACAGAUGCGACAAAAGUCACCAGACUCAUGCGAAAUUUCUACUGCAAACUCGAAUACCGUGAAGGUGAGGCAGAAGCCCGGCUGUAGUAUUGAAGAGCCUCUGGCUUCACGAGGCGACCGGUCAUAA
This is a messenger RNA of Protopolystoma xenopodis, 2394 nucleotides long. NCBI's taxonomy places the organism in Eukaryota, Metazoa, Platyhelminthes, Monogenea, Polystomatidea, Polystomatidae. The record is from the annotation of a GenBank genome assembly.